Aspergillus aculeatus ATCC 16872 is the source of this 1920-nucleotide messenger RNA. RefSeq lists its product as uncharacterized. The transcript has 4 exons. Gene Ontology annotation, molecular function: DNA binding; protein binding. NCBI's taxonomy places the organism in Eukaryota, Fungi, Ascomycota, Eurotiomycetes, Eurotiales, Aspergillaceae. The coding region runs from base 116 to 1858 and encodes 580 amino acids. The record is from RefSeq and is a predicted model, not a curated record.
GAUAUCGGAACAUACAGGUGCUCACUAGUGUGGCGACUCAUUGCGUUGCUCAGUCUACUAUUGAGGUCAUUUUGUCAUACUCUUACAAGUCAUCCUUAUAUACUUGUUUGGCAGUAUGGUUUUGUCUCUUGUUUGUCUCCCUGAAGAGCUGAUACAACACGUCCUUCAUUACUGUGAACCAUUCUCCACAGCCGCAUUAGAACAAACAGCUCGCAGAUUUCGUGGAGUCACUAAUGAACCGACACUAUGGCGCUAUUAUUGUUUGACAAAGUUCAUCUAUUGGGCCCCUUGUCACGAACUGUCUAAGAGGUUGACAGCUCCCAUAUCAAGUACAGAUUGGAAACAGCUCUAUGUAACGAAGCAUACAAGCUACCGCGCAACUACACGCCUGCUGAACAAUAUCCUCUGCAGUCAGGUUGGGAGGAUCGAGCAGAUCCAAGCAAUAACUGACCUUGGAUACGAUGCUAAAGAUGCUCUUUCACAUAACAUCUCUGUGGGGUCCGAGGCAGAAGACCAUUUGGCGCGGAGAUAUUACGCCAGGGCGGUCUUGUCCUGUCUCCAUCGAAGCUUUGCCAUCCGGGAAUGGGAAAACCUCAGACGUGGAGAGGUUGUGUCUUUAAGUAGGGCGCUGGGAGCGUUCGAUCUAUUCAUCCCGGAGAGUGGGUUUGGUAGUCUGGAAGAGAUCGUCACCAAAUUGGAUAAUGUCACGUCGCUAUUUAUCGAAAAUCACCCACAAUUUCAACAAUUAACCUGUCGUAAUAAGGCUAGAGCCAUCGCAGGCUUCCUUCGAGCGAACAAUUUCAAUGGUAUUGAACCAGGAAGGAGUUAUCAUCGCCUGGAGCAUAAUUUCUUAGGUGUUUCACUGAACGAUCCUGCACACAACUCACUUCCUCUAGUCUCGGCUGCUAUUUACUGCCAUAUUGCACAGAAAUUAGGCCUGGACGCCAGGCCAUGCGGAUUUCCUUUCCACGUUCACGUAAUUAUCAUGCCUGCGACCGGAUAUGAUGUCGAUGGUCAUGCAGUCGAAGCUGGAAUGCGAGGAGGUCCUAUUUAUAUGGAUCCGUUCAGAUCAGACAAGGAGACACCAGUUACGGAUCUGCAGCAUCAGUUGAACUUUCUGGGAGCCUCCGCUGCGGAGCAAUCGACGUUCCUUGGGAAGUCUGAGGUGUCUGAGAUCGUGCUUCGUUCCAGCAAGAACAUAUUAAACUCUAUUCAGCGCGGUAGUGAUUUUAACGACGUACAUUCUGCAUCAGUUGAUUUGGCCAGUGCAAAAUAUGCCGCUGUUUGGUCAUCUAUGUUACUUUCAGAUCCGGCUCGCUCUAUCGAGUUGAGGCAUAACCUUCCAUGGUUAAUGGAGCUUCUAGCCAUGGAAUUUCCAUCAGAUGUAAAUCUGGUUGAGCACUUCAUUACUCCUAUUUUCAACGGUAUGGCUGAGCAUGACAACAUAUUGGAAAGCCUUCAUGUUAUGCGGGCGGUGGACGGGAUUCCGAGGGAGGUCAAAAAGCGCUCCCAAGAUGGCAGCGUCAGGUAUCGAAUUGGCCAGGUUUUCAGGCAUCGCCGAUACGCAUACCGCGCCAUUAUCACUGGGUGGGAUGUGGAGUGUGGUGCGGGUGAGCAGUGGAUGAGACGUAUGGGAGUGGACAAUCUUCGAAAUGGUCGACACCAGAGUUUCUAUCAUGUACUUGUUGAGGAUAGAAGUGUUCGGUAUGUGGCAGAAGAAAGCAUUGAGCCUCUUGUCACAGAGAUAGCAGAUUUGCCACAAAGUUUGGUCGCAAUUGCAGGCAAACACUUCAAAAGAUGGGAUAAUGAUAGAGGGGUUUUUGUGAGUAAUAUUACCGAUGAAUAUCCAGAUGAUUGAUAAGUAUGGUAUCUUGGUGUUGGCCAAUAUGUACUAUAUUAUUCUAUUACAUGACUACAUUU